UUCUUCUUCUCUUGCCUAGCAUCCCAUUCGCAUCGCAUCUCCUCUUCUCUGCUCAUCCUUCUCCUGCUCCGCCGCCGCCGCCGAGCGAAUCUUGAGUCAGAGAGAUGGCGGACUCCCUGGACAUGUCCCUCGACGACCUCAUCUCCAAGAACAAGUCGUCCUCCUCCCAGUCCCAGAGCCGCCGUGGCCGCCGCAACCAAGCCUCGCCGUCGGCAACAGGCGGACCCGCACCCACGGGCCGCCGCUUCCAUGCCCGCGCCGCCACCGCGCCCUACCACCAACUCGCCUUCCACCACAACCAGGUGCCACCGGCUUAUGCGUAUGCUGCGGCCCAGGCCCAAGCGAUGCCCAUGCUGGCGCCGCCGCCGCCCUCCGGCGUGGAAACGGGCACCAAGCUCUACAUCUCCAACCUCGACUACAACGUCUCCAACGAGGACAUCAAGGAACUAUUUUCUGAGGUGGGCGAUCUCAAGCGUUACUCCAUUAACUAUGACAAGAGUGGAAGAUCAAAGGGAACUGCAGAAGUUGUAUUUGCAAGAAGAUCCGAUGCUCUAGCUGCUCUUAAGAGGUACAACAAUGUGCAGCUUGACGGUAAACCUAUGCAAAUCGAGGUCAUUGGAACAAACAUUGAGGCACCCGCUCCUGCUAUUUUCACUAUAAAUACACCAGCACUUGGAAUUGGAAGCUUCGAUUUUCCUUCCAAAAGUGAAAUUUGCAGUGUGCUUGGAAGGGGUGGUGGUCGAGGAUGGCCUCGGGGUGGAGGUGAGGGUGGUCGAGGAUGGCCUCGGGGCGAAAGUGAGGGUGGUCGAGGGUGGCCUCGCGGCGGAGGUGGAUUCGGCGGGCGUGGUCGAGGGGGGCGUGGAGCUGUUGGACGUGGGCAAGGUAGAGGAGGGCGUGGCAGUCAGCCAGUUUCUGCGGAUGAUCUGGACGCCGACUUGGACAAGUACCACUCUGAAGCGAUGCAGAUCAGUUAAAUUUCUCCUUCAUUCAGCACAGCCAGUCAUAGUCUUGUGUAGGGAUAGUAUAUUAGAAUGUGAUGAGUAUGACUUGUGAGCUUGUUUGGGACGGGGGUGGCGGGGGUAUUCAGUAGAUCCAUGAAACAUGUCUGUGUGAUGAUCGAUGAAGGUGGUGCGCUUGUGUUCCGUUGUAGCUCUAUCUGUGUUGAGAGAACAUAGAUUACAUGCCUGGACUGGGAUGAGAAUUUGUAAGGUGCAAUUGAUCAUGUAAGAUCAUUUCUCAAGUGUUAGAUUUAUCUUAAUCUUUCUUUGUUUGAACAA
This is a messenger RNA of Brachypodium distachyon (stiff brome), 1277 nucleotides long. RefSeq names its product THO complex subunit 4B. The coding region runs from base 105 to 974 and encodes 289 amino acids. Gene Ontology annotation, cellular component: nucleus. NCBI's taxonomy places the organism in Eukaryota, Viridiplantae, Streptophyta, Magnoliopsida, Poales, Poaceae. The record is from RefSeq and is a predicted model, not a curated record. Gene Ontology annotation, biological process: mRNA export from nucleus. The transcript has 5 exons. Gene Ontology annotation, molecular function: mRNA binding.